ACCUCAACGACCACCGUGGAGCCCGUUCCACUUCCGCCGCUUGUCGCAUCCCUCUGCCGCCGGGGCAUCGUCUGUGAUCGCCCCCUCAUCGACGCCACCACGGCUUCUCCUCCUCGUCACGUCCUCGGACUCCUUUGCCCUAAGGGAAUUCUGAAGGAUGUUACUGUAACUAUUAUCGAGAAUUGUCUAUCUGGUGAAUGCGCUUUGCUGAUCUGCCUUUUUAGAUGCAGAUAUGAAGAUUAGAACCAGCACCUGCCAAUUGUCGAUGUAGAUUAUGCAUCUUCAACCCCAUAAUAAUCAGGUCCACUGGCCGGCGAAGGCAAUAUAAGACCGCAGCGAGGCGCCGAUCACAGACCCUUUUUGGGCCUCCCUCUCUUCCUCCUCCAUGGCCGCCACCUCUUCCGCUCCUUCUUUGGUGGAUACACUGUUCCAGCGAUCCCUGGACGACCUCAUCCGUUCCCUCCGCUCAUCCUCCUCCUCCUCCGUCUUGGAGGCGGCCGCGAUCACCCGCGCCCUGGACGAGAUUCGCCGCGAGAUCCGCUCGCCGGACCUGGACACCAAGGCGGUGGCCCUCCAGAAGCUGACCUACCUGGCCUCCCUCCACCACCUCGAUAUGUCCUGGGCCGCCUUCCACGCCCUCGAACUCCUCCCCUCCCCUUCCCUCCCCCACCCCCGCGUCGCCUACCUUGCGGCUUCCCUCUCAUUCCACCCUUCCUCUACCGACCUCCUCCCCCUCGCCACCCACCAGCUCCGCAAGCACCUCGCUCCUUCCCCCGCCAAUACCCCCGCCCUCGUGGCCCCCGCCCUCCACGUUCUCGCCCUAGCAUCCUCCGCCGACCUUGCUUGCCACCUCGCCCCCGACCUCCUCCCCAUCCUCUCCGGCCAGUCGUCCAACCCCCUUCGGCCCAAGGCCAUCGCCACCGCCCUCCGCGCGCUCGCCGUCUGCCCCGAUGCCGCCCCUGUCCUGUUCAAGCCCCUCGUCGAUUGCCUCUCCCUGUCCUCCGAACCCAGUGCUGUCUCCGCCGCCGUCAGCGCCUUCUGCGAGCUCGCACUUGCCGCUCCUGACCCCUCCCCGUACCUCCCCCUCGCCCCCGAGUUCUACCGCCUCCUUGUUGACUCCCGUAGCAAUUGGGUCCUCAUCAAGGUGCUCAAGAUCUUCGCGCGCCUUGCGCCCCUCGAGCGCCGCCUCGCCAUCCGCAUCCUCGACCCCGUCUGCCAGCUGCUCCGCCGCUCCCCUGCUAAGUCAGUAGUCUUUGAGUGCAUCCGCACCGUUCUCUCCAGCCUCUCAGACCACGAUUCGGCAGUCCGGCUGGCGGUGGAUAAGAUCAAGGAAUUCUUGGCCUCGGAUGAUGAUCCCAACCUGCGGUACCUUGGCCUUCAAGCUUUGGCCAUGCUUGGGCCGGCAUACUUGUGGGCGGUGGAGGAGAGCAGGGAGGUCGUUAUCCGGUCGCUGAAUGAUACUGAUACCAACAUACGGCAUCAGGCACUGUGCCUCAUAAUGGGGAUGUUGCGUGAGAGCAACGUGGUUGAGAUCUGCAACCUGUUGAUCAAAUAUGCCAUGAAGUCUGACCCAGACUUUGCGAAUGAGAUUCUAGAUGCAGUGCUUGCAACCUGUGGCAGGAACGUAUAUGAGCUAAUUGUGGAUUUCGAUUGGUAUGUCUCACUCCUUGGUGAGAUGGCAAGGAACCCACAUUGUGCGAAGGGGGAUGAGAUCGAGAGGCAGCUAGUGGAUAUUGGAUUGAGGGUGAGGGAUGCAAGGCCUGAGCUUGUACGUGUGGCUCGAGACCUUUUGAUCGACCCUGCUCUGCUUGGGAAUCCUUUUCUCUGCAGGGUACUGUCUGCUGCUGCUUGGGUUUCAGGCGAGUAUGUUGAGUCCUCAAGGAACUUGUUGGAGCUAGUGGAGGCACUAUUACAGCCGAGGACUAAUCUCCUAUCGUUGUUGGUAAGAGCCGUUUACAUCCAAGCUGUGUUUAAGGUUGUCACUUUCUCUUUCAUUUCUUUUAUCAAGCAAAUACAAGCUUUUGAUACGAAAAGCUCAGCUGAUCGAAAUGCUGCUUUUGAGAACGAGAAUGAUGUUGCUACAGCUGAUAAGGCUGUUAUCUUUGAUUCAAUUGAUAACAAUGAAACUAUCAAGCAUGAAUCUUUGUCACACCUGCUUGAUUUUGUUGAGACGACAGUAGGCCCUCUGUCGGAGUGUGAUAAUGUGGAGAUCCAAGAGCGAGCUAGGAAUGUUCUUGGUCUGAUUCAUAUCAUACGAGAAAUUCAAUAUUGGGAUAUUGUGGCAGAACAUGAAUUAACAAGGGAUAAAAAGAUAAGUGAAAUUGUGGAACUUAUGGAAGCAGCAUUUUCAGAAGAGCUAGGUCCAGUGUCUACAAAUGCACAGAAAAGAGUUACAGUGCCUGAGGACUUGAUUCUGAAUGAAAACCUUUCUGAUCUUGCAGAAGUUUUAGGUGAUAUUGAUGUCACUCCAUGCACAUCAAUAUCAUUUUCCCUUCGAUGUCAUCAUCCCACAGAAACUAAAGAGGACUCUGCACCAGUUAUUGAGCCGAGUUCUUUGCUGGCUGAACACCGUAAGCGACAUGGGUUGUACUAUCUUCCCACGGAGAAAGAUGAAGUUGAAUCAAAUGAUUAUCCGCUUGCUAAUGAACCUCUGUUGGCUGUCAGUCAUGUUGACGAUGCCAAAGACAUUGUGAAGCUCACUGCACAAUCAUUUAUUCCAAGAAAGGCAAAGCCCACGAAACCACGACCUGUGGUGAUAAGGUUGGAUGACGGAGAUGGUGACUCGAGUUCUGGUUUGACAAUGGUUAAGGAAUUCAAGGAUGAUUUAUUAUCUGGCGCAAUCCGGAAUGUUCUUUUAGGAAAUGAAAGCAAACCAUCAUCAUCCUGUGAUAUGUCAUCCGACAGAACUUCUCGACGAGGUGAGAACGAUGCAUCUAAUAAUAAUGAUUUAUUUUCUCAGCCAAAAGAAAGUAAUGCUUUAGAUAGUAGAGAGCAUAGAAAGUCAAGUUCUAGGAAGAGCAGACAUCAUACUCGCCACAAGGAAAAAAAUGGAAGCCUUGGGAAUGAGGAUAUUGAAGAGACGAGCCAUAGGCACUCGACAAGGAGUAGCUGCCAUCAAGGGAGGCAUAAGCAUAGAGAAAAAGGGGAUGCUCCUCCAGAUGUCGUUUCACAAGAACCAGUUAUCCAAGAUUUCCUUUUGUGAUUUCUGUUUGCCUACUUGGAUUUUGUCCGUCUAGUUGCCUUCAAAAGGUUUUUGCCUUUGCAUAUGAUUUCAUUCGCCUUUCCCUUCUUGCCAAGUACCUUAAAUGCAGAGACACUGAAUGUGGUACAUUCAUCAAAUGACCAAAACAAGAUGCAUAAUCUUCAGCUGCAGAUAUUUCUUAAGGUCUUUUUGCAGAACAAUUAAAGUACAAAUGAUGAAAUACCAGUCUGAGUGAAAUCUUACUUCCUUUGAGCUCUUCUUUUACCUUUAACAACCGUGCAUCAGUUCUGACAUGAAUUUGAUGAGUAGUAAGAGCAAAGUGAUCUAUUUUUUCAUCUGUGAAUUUUGCAGCGGGACAAGUUGAUGGUAUCCAUCCGAGCUUUCUGUGUGUAAGCUAAAUGAAAAUAUGGAUAAUCUUACAUGGCGAUUAAUAAAUUGUUGUAGUAUGAAAAAUUGUCUUACUUAAACGAUAACAGGCAUUUGAUUGUUUAACAAGCCAAAAAUGUCCUCUCAAAUAGUUUCAUAUUCAUACUUGUCUUCAUAUCAGAAAUAUCAUAUGGAUUAUCAUGAUCUGUGCAUAUGAAUCCUUCAGUGUAUUGAGCAAUUGAGUUAACAUGUGCAUAAGUC
Messenger RNA from Musa acuminata AAA Group (dessert banana), 3829 nucleotides. Its product is annotated as AP-3 complex subunit delta-like. Bases 386 to 3202 code for a protein of 938 amino acids. Gene Ontology annotation, biological process: intracellular protein transport; protein targeting to vacuole; Golgi to vacuole transport. The transcript is spliced from 5 exons. Gene Ontology annotation, cellular component: membrane coat; AP-3 adaptor complex; endosome membrane. NCBI's taxonomy places the organism in Eukaryota, Viridiplantae, Streptophyta, Magnoliopsida, Zingiberales, Musaceae. The record is from RefSeq and is a predicted model, not a curated record.